CAAUCCCACAGCGUACUAAAGCGUCUCAGCUGCUCAGGCCCUGGAACCACUCCUGAGCUUCUGCCCAAGGACACUGACUUUCAACAGGAUGAAGACUGCAACUUGUUACCUUCUCAUCUUCAUCUCCCUUCUCCAGCUCAUGGUUCCAAUGAAUACUGCGGAGACCUUAGACUCGCUCCUGGAGAAAAAGAUCAAGAAACUUCUCCACUGUGGAGAUGACUGUCCCUUCACUGCGACGAAGUCUUUGUCCUGCACUAGUGUCACGGCUAGAGGCAAACUAGCCUCCUGUCCCGCUGGGAUGGCUGUCACUGGUUGUGCCUGUGGCUAUGGUUGUGGAUCAUGGGAUGUCCAGAAUGGAAAUACCUGCCACUGUCAGUGCUCAGGCAUGGACUGGACCACUGCCCGCUGCUGCCAACUGGCCUGAGAAUGAGGAGGCUGAGAACCUAGUUUCAUCUGCAAAUUUCAU
Chionomys nivalis (European snow vole) is the source of this 466-nucleotide messenger RNA. RefSeq names its product resistin-like gamma. The transcript has 4 exons. Lineage: Eukaryota; Metazoa; Chordata; Mammalia; Rodentia; Cricetidae. The record is from RefSeq and is a predicted model, not a curated record. Gene Ontology annotation, molecular function: hormone activity. Bases 89 to 424 code for a protein of 111 amino acids. Gene Ontology annotation, cellular component: extracellular region.